UUGCGUCCCCCUCGCGCAGCUUCGCGCAGGCUGCUGGCCGUUAGCGCUGGAGGACGUCAUCUGAUUAGACCAUGUAGCCUCGUUAGCUCCAGUACCACUUUAGCUUCCAAAUCUCUUAACGGUCGCCUUUUCUUUUCUUUUCUCCUCACAACCGGCACUGCGCACAGGUGUCGUUUGGCGUUAAAUAUGUCCGAAAAACCUUAUCACAGGACAUGUAAUUGGUUUAGGGAUCUGUUCGAAGCGACCGCGUGAAAUUAGCCGCAUUAGCUAGCCCUCCUGUUACGUCGAGCUAACCGACAGCUAGCCCCGCAGUGCUAAGCGGGUCUAAGCAACCGUGUGUUUGUGUGUUUCCAUCCCCGCCGCUGCAAAUUACAGUUCCGAAGUCAUCGUCUGCUUGGUACGUGGAGUAAUUACACCCUAAAAUAAGCCGGCGGUGAAAGUCAUGGGGGCGUUCUUAGACAAGCCCAAGACUGAGAAGCACAAUGCGCACGGCGAAGGCAACGGCCUGCGCUAUGGCUUGAGCAGUAUGCAAGGAUGGCGUGUGGAAAUGGAGGAUGCACAUACGGCCACUGUGGGUUUACCGCACGGCCUUGACGACUGGUCUUUUUUUGCUGUGUACGAUGGGCAUGCAGGCUCGCGUGUGGCCAACUAUUGCUCCAUGCAUCUGCUAGAGCACAUCGUGGCAGCGGCACCAGCCGGGGAAUUAGGCCGCAGUGUAGAGGCGGUGAAGAGCGGCGUGCGCGCCGGGUUCCUGCGCAUCGACGAGCACAUGCGUGGCUUUGCCGACGCGCGCAACGGCAUGGAUCGGAGCGGCUCCACCGCUGUGGCUGUGCUGCUGUCACCUGAGCAUAUGUACUUCAUCAACUGCGGUGACUCACGCGCACUGCUUUGUCGUGACGCGCGCGUCCGCUUCUCCACACUUGACCAUAAGCCAUGCGAUCCACGGGAGAAGGAGCGCAUCCAGAACGCCGGUGGCUCCGUCAUGAUCCAGCGUGUGAAUGGCUCUCUGGCCGUGUCGCGCGCUCUGGGCGACUAUGACUACAAGUGUGUGGAGGGAAAGGGCCCCACCGAGCAGCUGGUUUCCCCCGAGCCAGAGGUAUUUGAGAUUCCCCGUGUACCAGAUGAGGACGAGUUUGUGGUGCUGGCCUGUGAUGGUAUAUGGGACGUGAUGAGUAACGAGGAGCUGUGUGCCUUUGUGCAUGCCAGACUGGAGGUGUCUGAUGACUUGGAAAAAGUGUGCAAUGAGGUGGUGGACACAUGCCUGCACAAGGGAAGUCGAGAUAAUAUGAGUGUUGUGUUAGUGUGUUUGCCAAAUGCACCCAAAGUAUCAGAAGAAGCAGUGAAGAGAGACACUGAGUUGGAUAAAUUCCUUGAAUCUCGUGUGGAAGAACUCAUCGAGAAAGCAGAGGAAGAGAGAAUUCCUGAGCUUGUACAUAUCAUGAGAAACCUUGCCACAGAGAAUAUCCCCAACCUUCCACCAGGGGGAGGCCUUGCCAGCAAGCACAGUGUUAUUGAGGCUGUGUAUAACCGGCUCAACCCCCAAAGAGAAGACGAUGGGAAUGUUGCAGACCUGGAAGACCCCUGGUAGCUGGCCACCUGGAGGGCCUAUGGCCUUAAAAGAUCUCUGUUGACGAGACCCCCUUCAUACUUGUGUUCCCCCCUUUUUUAAAGAUAAAAUAUAUAGAUUGAUUUAAGUCAUCAGUAAUAAUUUCAAGUACAAUGGCAAACAGCCCAAAAGGAUUAUAAACUCCUUUAUUUUUAUUUUUUUUUGUGUGUGCAGAAAAACGAGGGAAUGGAUGACUUUUAGCUUUAGACAGUACACAUCAAACCAGUAAAGACCGUUUUUGUGCUUAUUUUUUUCCCCCCUCUGUGGUUGUCUGUGUUCUUGUUGAAACUUGGCUAUGGAGCAGUGCACUCCCAAAGCGUUGUGGUGCCUUUUUCUCAGCGGCUAUGGAUGGGGGACUUGGGCUAGUGGCUGUUUCAUAGCCUUAACAUCUACCCCACCACCACCCUUCCUAACCCACCCCCUCCCAAGCACAAUAGAGCAGCCAGGCAACUUGAGACCACUGCUACCCUCUGGACAAAGGGGGUAUGGACCAUCACUGGCUUAAAUCAGGUUUUCUUGACUGACUGUUGCAUGUGGGACGUGUCUGGAGGACUUGCUAUGUUACUACAUAACCUGUGUGGAAAAGUUUGAAGCUUGACAGCUUUUUUUUUUUUUAUUUCUUCACCUUUUACACCCUACUGCCCUUCCCAACAUGUGCUCUGAUAGAUGCUGAAGGAGAGACUGCAUCAAUAUUGCUUAAUUCUGCAGUUGAUCAAUUAUUUGGUUGUUAAAAGCUUUUAAUCCUGUUGUUUCAGAGAAUAUAGAUUAUAUAUAAAUAUAAAUCAUUAUAUGUGUGUAUAUAUAUAUAUAUAUAUAUAUAUAUAUAUAUAUAUAUAUAUAUAUAUAUAUAUAUAUAUAUAAAAUGAUUUAUAUAUUCAUAUAUUUUUUUCCUCCUUGAGUACAGUGUCAUUUAUGGCUUACUUUUUCAGAAGCAAUAGACGUGACAAAGGUUUUCCUGAGUUGUUCUGCGUGAAAUCACUAGAGUUUAAUGUCACUGAUCACACCUUAGAGCCACUGUUUGUUUUUGUUUGGCGGUGGUUGUUGUUUUUUUUUAAUAGCAUGAUUGCAAUGUGACAACAUUGUAAAGAAAUUUCGGCUGUUUUAUAUUCACACCACAUUAACUCUUCAGCUCUCAAUGAUUGAAUUGCUGAUCUCGAUCUUACCAGAUAAAUUGUCUGUAAACACAUCAGAGGGUAAAUGAUGAGUUGCCAGAUGAUUCGCAGCAUAGGAUGAAAACUGACCAUACAAAUAAUAGCCAUCUCUCUUUCCUGUAUAAACAAGUGUGUGUGUGUGUGUGUGUUUGGUAAAGAACUGUGUUUGAAAUAUUUCAAUGGAAUUCAAUUUAACACCCUCUGUAACUGCAGACAUUUUAUGUUCAGGAUUGAUAUUUUAAUUUAGUUCAAUUUUGUUUAAAAAAAUAAAAAGAAAAGAAAAAAAGAAAAAUAAACUAACUUUUGUGCCAGUAUGGAAUUAUACUAUUGCUGAGAGUUUAAAGAUUACUAUCAGCACAAAAGAACAGUUUGUUGGAUUUAUUUUUGCGCUUAUAACAUGUACAUGAUUUGUCAACAUUUUCACAGCCGGCUACUAUACCGAGUGGUUAGAAACCUUUCAAGUGAUUUGACAUGGAAUGACCUGUGUGUGUGUACGUGGGCCGGCAUCUGACGAAGGAAUUGUGAAUUAUAGUAAACAACCUGAGAUUGUGCAAGUUAUGUGCUUAUGUAACAUGACUCUCUAAGAACAGUAGGCUAAAAGGAAUUCUUGGUGCCCAGUGAAGCCUCACUACUUCUCUGCUCCAAUCUUCUCUGUAUCCUAUCUCUGCCUUCCCCCAACCCCUCUGCCUCAGUUCUGACUUUUUCAAUGCACAACAAAACUCUUGAAUCAGCCUGCCCCUCCCUCCUCCUCAGCGUGUAUUGUAAAAUGAAAUUUGUUUGGUUGGUUGGUUGGUUAGCAGAACACGAAUACAAGCUUUAUGAUGAAUUUGCGUAUUAUUUUUAGAUUUGGCGUACAAAGUGUAAGGCUCGUUUUGCUCUAAUGCAUUUUCAAGAGUCACCGAUGACUUGCAGUCUUGACUAAUGGUGAACUCGAGCAGAACAAUAAAGAUCAAGUAAAAGCUGUUUCUUA
Molecule: messenger RNA, 3727 nt
Organism: Silurus meridionalis
Lineage: Eukaryota; Metazoa; Chordata; Actinopteri; Siluriformes; Siluridae
Gene: ppm1ba
Product: protein phosphatase, Mg2+/Mn2+ dependent, 1Ba
Exons: 6
Coding region: 443-1588 (381 amino acids)
Biological process (GO): positive regulation of canonical Wnt signaling pathway; protein dephosphorylation; negative regulation of canonical NF-kappaB signal transduction
Cellular component (GO): nucleus; cytosol
Molecular function (GO): protein serine/threonine phosphatase activity; manganese ion binding; magnesium ion binding
Source: RefSeq, a predicted model, not a curated record